AUGACUUCCAGCUACGCUCACGUCCUGGAGAGACCCCCGCCCGCCCUGGCCAGCCGCCUGGAGAGCCCCGGCCACCUCGACAGCCUGCAGGCCAAGAAGAACUUCUCCGUCAGCCACCUGCUGGACCUGGAGGAAGCCGGCGACCUGGCGGCGGCGCAGGCCGACGAGGGCCUGGGGGAGAGCGGCCGGAGCCUGCUGGAAUCGCCCGGCCUGACCAGCGGCAGCGACACGCAGCAGCAGGACGGUGACCAGUUAAAUUCGGAAGAGAAGAAGAAGAGGAAACAGAGAAGGAACCGAACCACCUUCAACAGCAGCCAGCUGCAGGCGUUGGAGAGAGUCUUUGAGCGGACGCACUACCCAGACGCCUUCGUACGAGAAGACCUCGCGCGCAGGGUCAACCUCACUGAAGCCAGGGUUCAGGUGUGGUUUCAGAACAGAAGGGCCAAGUUUCGCAGGAACGAGAGAGCCAUGCUGGCCAACAAGAACGCAUCCCUCCUCAAGUCCUACUCAGGAGACGUGACUGCAGUGGAGCAGCCAAUUGUACCAAGACCAGCUCCAAGGCCCACUGACUAUCUCUCCUGGGGGACCGCUUCUCCAUACAGCUCCUCCACCCUCCUAAGAUGUUGUUUGCGCGAGGGGUUCCCUAAUGGAUACUAGGAGAAGACUCUACAAAGCAGUGCCAUGGCUUCCUAUUCAGCCUCCUGCACCAAUGCCAGCCCUGCCCAGGGCAUGAAUAUGGCCAACAGCAUUGCCAAUCUGAGACUGAAGGCAAAGGAAUACAGUUUACAAAGGAACCAGGUGCCGAC
This is a messenger RNA of Euleptes europaea (tarantolino), 806 nucleotides long. RefSeq names its product paired related homeobox 1 (gene PRRX1). The record is from RefSeq and is a predicted model, not a curated record. Gene Ontology annotation, molecular function: DNA-binding transcription factor activity, RNA polymerase II-specific; DNA binding. The transcript is spliced from 5 exons. Bases 1 to 657 code for a protein of 218 amino acids. Lineage: Eukaryota; Metazoa; Chordata; Lepidosauria; Squamata; Sphaerodactylidae. Gene Ontology annotation, biological process: regulation of DNA-templated transcription.